Messenger RNA from Eleginops maclovinus (Patagonian blennie), 7214 nucleotides. RefSeq names its product membrane-associated guanylate kinase, WW and PDZ domain-containing protein 2-like. Gene Ontology annotation, biological process: receptor clustering; signal transduction. Gene Ontology annotation, molecular function: type II activin receptor binding; beta-1 adrenergic receptor binding; signaling receptor complex adaptor activity. The record is from RefSeq and is a predicted model, not a curated record. Gene Ontology annotation, cellular component: dendrite; cell-cell junction; cytoplasm. Bases 304 to 4842 code for a protein of 1512 amino acids. NCBI's taxonomy places the organism in Eukaryota, Metazoa, Chordata, Actinopteri, Perciformes, Eleginopidae. The transcript has 22 exons.
UUUACGCCGAACCAGAACCAUUCAUCUCUCCCCUCCUUCAGGCUUCACAUCCGGGUCAUCCGGCAGUAUCUGUCUCUUGCGUCUGUGUGUCUGAGAGAGUAAUAAUUAUUUCCCCCGCCGCCGUGCUGUACUGCAGCUCUCUGCCCGACUGUGCGGCUCGCUGAGCGGACACUACGCGUGGCGUGCACCGGUGAUGAUGGAGCCACGGGCGCUGUGAAGCUGCGGCCGGUCGCACAAAGGCAGGGAUGAGACGGUAGGAGACGUUUGUAUGGGCCAGCCCGCGGUGAUUUACUCGCCCUAACGAUGUCUAAGAGCCUCAAGAAGAAAAACCACUGGACCAACAAAGUCCACGAAGCUGUAGUAACCCGGGGGAAGGAAGGGGAGCUGGGGUUCGAGCUGAAGGGAUGUGCGGAGAUCGGCCAGUUCCCCUACUUCGGCGAGGUGAAGCAGGGAAAGGGACUGAUCCAGAGCGGCAAACUGGCCCAGGAUGAGCUGCUGCUGGAGGUCAACAACAUGCCGGUGGCCGGGCUCACCACCCGGGAUGUGCUGGCCGUGAUUAAACACUGCAAAGACCCGGUCCGCCUCAAAUGUGUCAAGCAAGGGGGGGUGGUUGACAAGGAUUUGCGGCACUACCUCAACCUGCGUUUCUCCAAGGGCUCAGUGGACCACGACCACCAGCAGAUCAUCAGAGACAACCUCUACCUCCGCACCGUUCCCUGUACCACCAGGCAGCCUAAGGAAGGGGAGGUGCCGGGGGUGGACUACAACUUUGUGAGUGUGGAGCGGUUUAUGGAACUGGAGCAAAGUGGAGCCCUGCUAGAGAGUGGAACCUAUGAAGAUAACUUCUACGGCACCCCGAAACCUCCAGCGGAGCCGUCCCCCGCAGCACCUCCUCUGAAUGUAAGUGAGGCCCUGCUGCCCGGAGCCCGGCCCAGCGCCCAGGGCAAGAGGAAGAGGAACCAGUCCGUCAGCAACAUGGAGCAGCGAGCCAGCCUGGAGCCGCCUGAGGAGGAGGAGGAGGAGAGCCCGGUUGUCAACGGCAACGGAGUGGCCAUCACACCAGAGUCCAGUGAACAUGAGGACAAGAGCACAGAUGCCUCUGGGGAAGUUGCUGUUGAAACGUCCAGCCAGGCCCCAGCCUCUGUUGAGCCCCCCUCCGAAGGAGAGGAGGCCCCAAAAUCUCCCUCUAAAUCCCCCAUCAAGGUCCCGGACCUGGACGAGGAGGAGCUUGGUCCUCUUCCUGACAACUGGGAGAUGGCUUACACCGAGAAGGGGGAGGUCUAUUUCAUCGAUCACAACACCAAAACUACGUCAUGGCUGGAUCCUCGACUCGCAAAGAAAGCAAAGCCUCCAGAAGAGUGCAGAGAAGACGAGCUGCCCUAUGGCUGGGAGAAGAUAGAUGACCCCAUCUAUGGCAGCUACUAUGUCGAUCAUAUCAAUCGAAGGACUCAGUUUGAGAACCCGGUCCUGGAGGCAAAGAGACGCCUGGAGCAGCAGAGGCAGAUGCAGAGCCAGGGACUGUCGGCUCUACCACUGCCCACUAUAUACAGAGAGAAGCCUCUGUUUACGAGGGACCCGACCCAGCUGAAGGGGAACUUCCUGUCCACAGCCCUGCAGAAGAGCAACAUGGGGUUUGGCUUCACGAUCAUCGGAGGCGACGAGCCCGAUGAGUUCCUGCAAGUGAAGAGCGUAAUACCAGACGGACCCGCGGCUCAGGACGGAAAGAUGGACACAGGUGAUGUCAUCGUCUACAUUAAUGACAUUUGUGUACUUGGCACAACACACGCCGACGUGGUCAAGCUUUUCCAGUCCGUUCCCAUUGGUCAGAGUGUGACCCUGGUGCUCUGUCGAGGCUAUCCCCUGCCCUUUGACCCCGAGGACCCAAGCGGUGCAGCAAGCGCAUCCCUGACACCCAUUGGCAUGGAGCACCGCCCCCUGGUGGUGAACGGCCGUGGCAGCUACGACCCGUACCUGGAGUAUCUGUCGCUGAGCUCCCAGCUGCCUCCGCAGGCUCUGGCCGGAGCCCCCCACCCCGGGGACACACAUCUGGAUGGCUCUUCACUGCCGCCCACCACACCUGGGUCGGCAUCGGCACUCACACCUCACGACGACAACGUGUCCAUGGCCUCCUCUGGGAAUGCAGGGGUUGCUGGGGCAACAGUGCAGGGGGCAGAGCUCCUGACAGUUACCAUGGUGAAAGGGGCGGAGGGAUUCGGGUUCACCAUUGCCGACAGCCCCACUGGUCAGCGAGUAAAACAGGUGCUGGAUCCGGGCUCACAGGCAGCGUCGGGGCUGAUUGAGGGAGAUCUGAUCCUGGAAGUGAACCAGCAGCCGGUGGCGGCAGCGGGACACGGACGGGUGGUGGAGAUGCUCAAAGAGUGUCCCGUUGGAGCCGAGGCCACGCUGCUCAUACAGAGAGGAGCAAUAGGCCACAUCUCUCCGUGGAAGGCCUCCAAACAGUUGCCUGACCAGUGGGACCCACAUGGCAGCCCCCAAGCAAACCUGUCCGGCCCGGUUUUGCCACCUAGCACGCCGUUCCCAAACCAGCCCCAGCACCGCACGUCUGUGCCAGACUCCACUGAGGGCUUCGAUCUUAACAAACCAGAUCCCUACGACCUUUACGAGAAGUCGAGGGCUAUCUACGAGAGCCGACGUCCAGAGUAUGAAGAGGUGGAGGUGCACCUGCUGAGGGAGAAGACCGGGUUUGGCUUCCGCAUCCUGGGGGGAGACGAGGCCGUGCAGGCUAUUGUUAUUGGCGCUAUAAUAGAGAACACUCCCGCUGAGCGUGAUGGGCGGCUGCGACCUGGGGAUGAGCUCAUUUCUGUGGAUAAAAAUGUGGUUGCUGGGAAACCGCACAAAUACGUUAUAGACUUGAUGCACGCAGCCGCUCGCAACGGUCAAGUCAGCUUGACUGUGAGAAGGAGAGUGCAAAUGCCUGGUGAACUGUGUCCUGUGAACGGCCGCAGCCCCGGCUCUGUGUCGACACAACACAGCUCUCCGCGCAGCGACGCAGCCUCAGCUUCGGGCCCUCAAGCUGUUGCCGUCCCAGCUGCCACCUCUCCUCCAGAGGGAUCCGCCCUGCAAACCAGUGAUGUUGUUAUUCACCGCAAGGAGAAUGAGGGCUUUGGCUUCGUCAUCAUCAGCUCCCUAAACAGACCGGAGAACGUCUCCGUCAUCACGGUGCCACAUAAAAUAGGCCGCAUCAUCGAGGGCAGCCCAGCGGACCGAUGUGGGAAGCUGAAAGUGGGCGACCGGAUCCUGGCGGUGAAUGGACAGUCCAUCAUCAGCAUGCCGCACGCAGACAUUGUGAAGCUCAUUAAAGAUGCUGGGCUUACUGUCACGCUGCACAUCAUACCAGAAGAGGGAGCCCAUUCUGGCCCCAACUCAGAGAAGCAGAGCCCCAUGACCCAGAAACACAGCCCCCAGACCCAGCCAAGCCCUGUAGCCCAUCCAGGCCAAGGAGGCCCCCAGCAAGGCCAAACGGCCAUCCAGGCAGGUCAGAUAACUGUCCAGCCCGGCCAGACACCAGCUCAGCCCAGCCAAACCGUGAGUGGCCCUCCUGCACCAGCAGCCUCCCAGCCUGCGCCAGCUGGAUCCCAGCAGAGUCCGGUCAGCCAGCCCUCUGGCCUCCCGCCUCAGCUAUACCUCCAUGACGGCAGGUCAGAGGUAAAAGCCAGACAGGAUGUCAAACCUGACUUCCGCCAUCCUCCAUUCACUGAUUACAGGCAACCUCCAGUAGACUACCGUCACCCGCCGGUAACUGAUUAUCGCCAGCCGCCGACGCUGGACUACAGACACCCACCUGGUAUGCUGGACUUCAGACAGCACCCUGCAGCUGCACAGUUCCCUCUGGGGCUGCCUCCUGACUUCAGACCACAGGACUAUGAUUACUUUACAGUGGAGCUGGAGAAAAGUACAAAGGGUUUUGGCUUCAGUAUCCGUGGGGGCCGAGAGUACAAGAUGGACCUGUUUGUAUUGCGCCUUGCUGAAGAUGGUCCCGCCAUACGUAACGGAAGGAUGAGGGUAGGGGAUCAGAUCAUUGAGAUUAACGGGGACAGCACUCGGGACAUGACUCACGCCCGCGCCAUUGAACUCAUCAAGGCGGGAGGCAGGCGGGUCAGGCUGCUGCUGAAGCGUGGCUCAGGGCAGGUGCCAGAAUAUGACUGUGACGGCCCCUGGGAUUCCUUUUCUACAGCCCACUCUGCCCUGCAGGAAGUGACCCUCGAACCCUACCCAAAUCCAUUGCUCUCAUCCCAUCCAGCCUCAGCCCCAGACUCCCCUCAUCAGCUCCCCCUAGAGGCCACAGUGUGCAUGGCAGACAAAGCUCCACACCUGACAGACCACAGCUCCAUGAGAGGGGCUACAGGUGGCAGGUCCACCCAGCAGAAGUGCAUCAUCAGGGGGCAGGGGACCCCUCAGGGGUCUGGAGAGGUGGACUGUGACAGACAGCCUCGGGCUUUGCCUCCCAAAGCUGUCCUGGGAAGGUCUGUUGAAAGGAGAGAGCAGAGGCAGAGGGAGACUUGCUCCCCCUGCUGUGAGAGAAAGGGUCUGCACACACAGGCGAUGAGCACUGUCUGGCCCUGGGACCCAUAUGUGAGUGUGAAUCUGAAUGGAGCCUCUCUCGGUGGCGGAGAGGGACAUGUCAGCCUCCAGGAGAGGCUGGUGUCCAGAGGUCUGUUCCCCAGAGAAGACGAGAGGGCCAGUGGGCUCUGCUGCCCCUCUAAAUCCAUGGAAGAUAAUCCUGCGAGGAGCACCGCGGCCUCCCCUGGGCCCUGGAACGUCCCCGGGUCUGACAAACUUCCUGGCACCCUGAGGUCCUGGACCUCCACAGUAAGCAGGUAGAAUGAUCGCACUGGUUGGACCGGAUCAUACUGUCGGGCUCCUCUUUCAGUUCACCAUCGGAUGUCCAGGAAACAGCAGUAAAUCUCCCUCACCCUCUCUUUCGUUUUAUUUCUCCAUCUACUUCCAAAAUCAUACUUUACUUUUCAGUUGUUCUUACAAGAUAAUUAUUACACCCACCACCUUAAAAACAGAGGAACUUCACAGCUGUUGUACCAUACUGUAUAAACCCACAACAACACAGCGUUUUGGACCCUCAGAAGCGGCAGUUAGUGUUCUGAUCACAGAUGGAGCACCAAUGUCUGACUCUGAGUGCAGCUGUGCUUUCGACGCGUACCUUUAACUGCUCGACCGUAUCUGGCUCAGAUUGGUGAGUGCAACGUAACCUCAGAGGGAACAACUUUCCUCGCAGGAGAGAGACAUAUGAACAUCCAAGCGAUUUACUUUUGCUCCAUUUUCUCUCUACAGUGGGAGAAAGUGAGAGUACAAAUCUGAAGGGGGCAGGGACACUGACACUCCUGGAGGACAUGGUACAGACCCACUUGACAGCCUGGUUAACCCGACAUAUGUUAGAUCUCACAUGCCUACCAAUAUAUCAUAUACUGUAAAUGUAAAGAUGUGAAAAAUAUGUACAUUUGGUAAUCACAGAUACAUACCUGUUGGUGUUUUUUGAGGCAGUGUUGUAGUUAGAUACAUUGUAAAGAAAAGAGAGAAAAAAAACACCCGGACAGUAUACAGUAUUUUAGAUCACUAUUUCCAUGGCCUCGUCUAUUACUACAUAUCAAAGACUUUGCAAGUCACCAAACCCAGUGUGCAUGGAUAUAAACCACCAUGUCUUUAUACAAGGACUCACAUGUCUUUUAGAGGUAAAGUAUAAAGAGGAUAACCUCUGUGGAGCUGACCAGUUGCUACUCAUGUGAGACUAAAAUAAGUUGUUUUUUUUUCUCAUCAAAUUGAACUUUUGUGUGACUGAACAAAGUUUGCUUUGUAAGAACUCAUAAUACUGUUCUGGGUUAUGUACGCAACUUGCUCACAAGCCAAACAUGCUGUCAUUGUGCAGAAUUAUGAGUGUUGUAUUCAUUUAAUGCUCAACGGAAGAAUUUUGUCCAGUCUAUAUUUCCCAUUUCUAUGCCUUUUACUGUGCUAAGUGUACCACAUCACUGUGGGGGAGGGGCAUCGGUGUGGGAAGAGGAGGCCGAUGGAUAUGAGGUGGGGCGGAGUGCCUUACUCAAACUAAUGCAGAGCUGUUGCUGUGGUGAUUUGUUUCGGAACUGAAUGCAAAACAGAUGUUAAUGACCAUGCACACAUAUCAGCAAACCGUUGAGUUGUGGAGCCUGUUUUCCUCUGACUUAACACCCAGGAGUAUAUAUACAGUUAUCUUGAUGCACUCUUAUCCUAUUGAUGAUUGCCCUGGUCCCCUGGUGUUUAACGGGGAUACAAUGUAGCCUGUAGCAUUACAUCCUCUUCUUGGAGUCGUGUUUUCUGUUGUUUCAUUCGUAUCAUUCCAGCUUUAUUUGUCCAUUGAGUAAAGGAAACAGACUAAGUUUUCAUUGUUGCAGGCAGCAGAAAUGCUAUUUGUAUCUGAACCUACACGUUACAUUAUCUGUGGAUCGGGUGUUCAAUCAGAACAUUUAGAUACUGGCAGAGUUAAAGCGUGCUGCUAUUAAACAAAGACACCUGAGAUGAAGUCACUCUCCUCCUGCAUUUCUCCUGAUACCAUCCAUUCCUUUCAACAAGAUGUUUGCUCUCAAGAUGAGUUUAAUAAAAGAAUCACGAUGCAUUGUGACAAUUGGCCUGAAUGCAGCACGAUGGCACAUCCAAGCUGUACUGGUAAACGGGCGUAGGCCUAACUGGUCACCUGCUUUUUGCAAGACAAUGCACCUGCAGACUGGGACACUAGAAAGACCUGUGUUUCAUGUGAUGAACAUGUUAUCAAGGAGCAUGUCCACAUGCCACUAGGCUUUAGAAAUGUGUUUACUGUAUGUACAAAUGUCAAAGUUCAGAAAAGAUGAAAGAAUAUUUUAUCUAGCCCUCUGUCUCCGUCCAGGCCGCCCCCCUGCCUGCUGUGAGUGAUUUUGUAUACAAAAACAAAAAACUGCUUUAUUGGAACCUGUGAAGGAUGGCACGUUCAUAAAUCCCCAUUGAGAUCAAGUAUAACUGUGUAGUGUUAAUUGUGUAUUAUUCACCUUGUACAGCUGUAUUCCUACAAAUAUGGUUUACUGUAUCAUUGAUACUGUAGUUUCAAAGACGUGAACAACUAUUUUUAUGAAAUGCGACAGUACUGAUAUAUUACAUUUUGCUAAAAAACAAAAAACUUGUUUACUGAAAGAUAUUCUGAAAUACUGUCAAAUAAACUCUUGACAUGGUGUAAAAUA